Molecule: messenger RNA, 4857 nt
Organism: Atta colombica
Lineage: Eukaryota; Metazoa; Arthropoda; Insecta; Hymenoptera; Formicidae
Exons: 11
Coding region: 574-4773 (1399 amino acids)
Source: RefSeq, a predicted model, not a curated record
ACACGGCUCGCGUUAGGCAGGUGGUCGCAGGCUGCGGACGUGCGUGGAACGGUACCGUUCGUGCCGCGCGUCGCGGGAACGCGGAAGAAUUUCUACGAGAGGAGGGGAAUUUCUAUGAGGGGAGUUCUCGCGUUUGGCAAUUGACAGUGAUCGGUGACAGUGCAUGACAUCCGUCGUUUGUUCGCCGCUCGCUCGCGCGAUCGAGAGCGCAAAGUGUAUUAUUCUUUCUCUCUCGCUCCAUCGGACGGUGCAGUGAUCUCCCGUGCUCCAGCCACGGACAAUCUGGGUUCACGAGUUCGAUUUGAGUGUCGUCACAUCGGAGGAGAGGAAAUUCCCUUCCUGGAACGCAGUUCCUUUCCUUCACCGUCUGAGACAGCCCGGCGGCGACGAAAGUCAAUCCACGUCGUGGGAAAAGAAGCAAUAUCGCGGAUUUAUCGAAAUGAAAUACACCGUCGAAUGGAAUUAGGAGAAAAUUACGGCGUUGACGAUCGUCGUGGUACCAAAUCGUAGAAAUUAUUAUGCAAGAUGAAUGGCGAAUCGUACGUACCAUAGAGACGCCAGGUCGGCAUAGAAAUGGGCAACAACGGCAGCAACUCCCAUCAAUAUUGCGCGUCCAACGGACCAUCGCAAGAGAUUGCUGGACGCGGGUGGACGCAGUCUUUCCCUCGGGAGCUGGGGAGGCAUCAUCCUCAGCAGUCGACAGGACACAAGGUCCUGCCGGAGCCGCCCAAUCAGCGGCUACGCGCCACCAAUAAUGGAAGCAUCAUUCACAACGGGGGAACCAUAAGCGGCCGCAGGCCGCCGGCCCUCACGCUUCCGCACGACCUUAAUAAGCAGGGAAUAUUUCGCAGCCGCAGCACUUCAGCAUCGAACAUCGGCGCGUCACGCAGCCGUAAGAUCGAACACCAUUGCUGCUAUUACGGGAAUGGAUCGAGAUGUUGUAUGGAGAACGAGAUGCAAGAGCUCAAAAGAUUCGGCAGCGAGCCCGAUCUGCGGUACUCGCCGAUGGCGCGAGAGGCUGCACGCUGCAACGGGAAGCAACAGCAGCAGCAACAUCAGCACGCGAUGGAGCACCGACAUUGCGGAAGCGGGCAUUAUCCCGAGCGAGAGUGUAGAGAACGAGAGAGCCGGUAUAAGGGCAAGAAGAAAUACAAGGCACCGGCACCGCCGACGAACGGCGUCAUUGACGGAUCGUCUCCAGAUUCUUAUAGGUGCAAUGAAUCCGGCCAGAUUCGAUCGAAUGGUUGUCGCGGUGAAGAAGAGAUCCAACCGCCGCCGAGGCGGUCGCGCCUCUUCAAGACGCGAGCAGAGACGAAGAGAGCGCAGGUCAAUUGGUUAUCUUCUUCCUCGUCGUCGCAAACUCAUGUUGUCACGGAACGCUGUGAAAACGGUGGCAGCGGAUUAGACAACGAGCGACGGUGGCGAGGUGAAGAUGGCCGCGUUGCCAAUAAAGAGAAUAGACUCGUCUGGCGCGAUCAGAGUAAUUAUCUCCAUCAGGAUCGUUGGUGUCGAGACGAACAUAGGCGUUCGCGUAUCUUUGACGGCAAGAAUACGCUGCAGAGGAGUAUGAGUAGUCCGGAGUUCCAAGCAGAGUUGAUGCAGGUGGCUAGGAAGGUGCGCAACAAGCUCAACUGCGGCGGCAGGUCCUCCGUGGAGUCGAUGAACUUGGAGCGUAAUAGCGAUACCGAUCGGUGCACGAAAGAAUCCAAGAUUGAGGAAGUGAAAAGGCCGGAAAAACGAUCAGCGAGGAACGAGGAGAGUUGCCUUGAGGAACGUAUGAUCGAAGACAGGAUCGAGGAGAGGCGACUGAACGAUCGUUGUAAUCGAUCCGAAAAUAAACAUAAUGAGCGCAUAUAUGACGAGCGCAAAGAGAAUGCCCGCGAUCCCGGAAGGACUAAGGACUACUUAGAGGAGAGGCAAGCGGAGGGUGUAUCAGGCGGAAAGAGACGACUCGUCGAGAAAUCGGCGAUAUUCGAUGAACCCUCUGCGAUGCACUCGAAAGAACCUCUUCGGAAAGGUCUGAAAGAUCGCUUGGACGCCGUGGGGCAUUCCUCCGGAGAGAGGUUCUCAUCGGAAAAGCACCGAAGAGAACUUCUUGAAGAUUAUCAACGAGCCAAGAGUGUCGCCAAGAGCCGGAAGUAUGAAAAUACAACAGACUUGGGUAGAACUAGAUCGGAGAGUCCGGUCAGAUCUUAUAUCAGGAUUACAGAUCCUCGUGGACAGGGCUCCGGAAGGGAAAGCACGCCUGAACGAACAAGCGAGGCCAAAGAGAGAGAGAAGGAGAGAGAUCCCGAUCGUAGACGGCGGAAGAGCGACGUUAGGAAUACUGAUGGCGCAUCGGAUGAGAAGAGAUGGUCCUGCGAACCUGUUCCCGCAACAGCGGAGAAGAAAGAUGCAAAAUCCAAAGAGAAGCUCGCGAGAAAACCAGAAGUCAAGGAAGUCGUCCGCGAGAAAAAUUGGCACGUAUUGCCAUUGCCGGAGAAGUCCGCACCGAAGAACUUUUACUUUGGCAUGGAUGAAGCGUUGUCAAAUGAGUCCCGAAAUUGCGUGGAUCAACACAUGGAGCAAAUCCAAUCUAGGUUACAGUCCAGAGAGAUCAAUGGAUCAAUCGAAUGUCAUGAUUACACGGACGAUGGGAAAAGUGGAACCGAAGACAUUUCAUUAAAAUUGCGACCUACGUUACCUAAGAAACAACUAGAGAUUCCGCGAUUUUCACCAUCAGCAGCAUGGAGAUUACUGUCGGCUUUGGAAGCACCUGGCCCAACCAUGAGCACAGCGAGCGAGGAAAUUCCGGUGAUGUUCGAAGAGCGUAUCGAACGUUUGUCGAGGCCGCCUCCGCCGCUGAUUGCGCUUGGUCCGCGAAGCUCGCACGAUAAAUCAGGCGAUUCCGGAAUAUCCGGAGACGCUGGUGCAGUCAAUGACGACUCGUUGGACGUCAGCACCAACACCAACAACAAUCGAUUGAAGACGCCGGCGAUGAGACCGACAUGGACUCCGCAGCAGGACUUAGGCGAAGAGUCUAGCAGUGACGCUGGGGUAGAUUCACCGCCACCGAUGCCAACCCCAGUGAAAUUCCCGCCCAGGGCGCAUGUAUUCUCGUUAUCAUUGCCGCGCGACGACAAUCGUAUGUAUUUGUAUAACCCAGAUUUGAAGAAGGAGGGCUCGACUUUCAAUUCGCUGCAGAAACUGAAGAGAUCAGUGUCGGGCGCCCUCGGACUCGGGCCGCUGGACUUAGAGAGGAAACGUACUCGCGAUGUCCUCGACGACAACUGGCUGCUGUCAACAAGUGCCCCGACGUCGUUGCAGCACACUCAGAUCACAGAUCUGACACGAUCCUCGCCAUCCGGCUGGAAGCCUAGCUUUGACGACGAGGAUGAUGACGAAGUAUUAGUGGAAGACUUAGAGGAUCGCGGCGACUUUCCCGUGAUCAUGAAACCGCCCUCGUUUUCGUAUUUAGCUUCCGGUGGUCAUGUAAUGUACCUGCCCGAGUCCAAUGACACUCAUUAUCAGACGCAAAGGAGUUUGAGCUACAGGAGCAAUAUGGCAGCGGAAAGCGAGAAGAAUUCUGGUAACAGCUCCGGAUCAAAGUAUCGCAAAAACGGCGUGGAUGAAUUCAGGAAAUCGAGCAAGGAUGUAGAGAAAACGAACAAGCAUCCCAAAGAAUCAGUCAUGCUAAAAGAAAAGCCUUUUGCGAACGAAAAAGUGAAUAGAUUUUCCAAAUCGUGUGAGAACAUUUCCGAGAUGAAACAACGAAGUAUUUCGCCCAUUGGUGGCCAGCAGAAUUUGCAGGAUGAUAAGGAGAUUGCUCCAGAAAUCAAGACACCAUUAAAGAGUAACUCGAAAGGCCGUAGAUUCACAUUCCAAAGUACUGUGCGGCAGAUUGAAAGGCGCAGAUUGGCGGAGAAGUUAUCGCGAGAGGCGGAAGCCAAGGAAAGACAGAGGAAAGGCGAGCUGGAGGCGAUGCGUAAGGUAGAGGAGGAAUUUCAACGAAAACGAGCGAGAGAAAAGGCAAAUAUCAGGCAACAACUUCGCUUAUACAGCAUGGAUGAAAAUUUGAGUUUACCUACUGUGUGGGACAGUUCUCAAUUAUCUCGUGCGGACCCGGACGGCGCGCCAUCGUCAUCCGCGUCGUCACCCACGUCAGUUCCACCGGCAAAAUUGACGACUAUACGAAAGAGUAGCGUCAGCAGCGAUGAGUAUUUGCGUAAAAGAGCGUCCAGCGUGGAUUCGAGACAGCAACAGCAGCAACAGCAACCGAGGGAGUACAAAGAUUAUCGACCAAAGUAUUACGAUUGGGCGCCCACCGACUCGUCGUCGCAUCUGGAAUAUAAGCAGACCACGGUACAUCCUAAAGUGGUAUGUGACAUUCCCAAGAGCUCGCCCGUCUUUGUAGACGCGCACGCAAACGUUUCUAAAACGGCGAAUGUCAGUUCCACACCUAGAUCCGACAAUUACAGGAAAGAUUUUGCUCAUGGGGCUGUGGCAGCGAGAUCUUCCUUAGCGAGCAGCGACAGUGAGCUAUCGCAACCGAAUACGAGACCGCAUUCCAGGCAAGCCGUCAGCAAGAGCAAACCCAUACGGUCUAGGUCGACUAGCCCAACACGCAGUGAGGAAGCCAUCAGCACGGAGGACGAGACCCCGGUGGAGCCAAUCAAACAAGAACGAAGCCUUAUGAAUGGCUUCAUAUUGAACGGUGUGCAACCUUUUGUGAGGGAGAAGAGCUACCGACCCAUUUCUUUCAAUCCCCAACCGCCUCCGCCUAUUCCAAGUUAGAAGCCAUACUGCGGAUUUUAAAGAAUACUGUAGAUCUUAACAAAACUGUGUAAAGAGAAUUCGACAUAUGUUAUUCAUAUAUUU